Vicugna pacos (alpaca) is the source of this 593-nucleotide messenger RNA. Lineage: Eukaryota; Metazoa; Chordata; Mammalia; Artiodactyla; Camelidae. The record is from RefSeq and is a predicted model, not a curated record.
CCUGCCCUCCGGCCCCGACGCUGCAGGCAGAGAGGAGGAGCCCGGCGGGGGACACGGAGGACAAGGAGCCUCCUUCGAUCCUAGUGACAGGAGAGGACAGCGCAGCCAAAGGCACGAGACCCGUGGCCUCCACCCCAGUGCCCGGAUCCCCCUGGUGUGUGGUGUGGACGGGCGACGACCGAGUUUUCUUCUUCAACCCGACGAUGCAGCUGUCGGUCUGGGAGAAGCCUGUGGACCUGCGGAACCGCGGGGACCUCAACAGGAUCAUCGAAGACCCUCCCCACAAGCGCAAACUGGAGGCCACAACAACCGACCACAGCGACGGGUCAGGUUCUGAAGACGGCAGGGAAGACCCAAACCUGAAGACCAAGAGGAAUCGGACGGAAGGCCUCGCGAGUCCCGGGCCCGAGGAGGCGGAGAGAGAGGACCUGGGCGCCAAGACGCCACCGCCCGCCCAGAUCCUCCUGCCCCUGGAGGAGCGGGCGACCCACUUCCGAGACAUGCUUCUGGAGAGAGGGUGCUGUCUGAAAGCUCCCGAGAGCCGGCUCGGCCGGCGCUGCGCCAGCGCGGGCUGUAAGAAGCGCAGGUGUUGA